Leishmania braziliensis MHOM/BR/75/M2904 is the source of this 5469-nucleotide messenger RNA. RefSeq lists its product as hypothetical. The transcript has a single exon. The record is from RefSeq and is a predicted model, not a curated record. Lineage: Eukaryota; Euglenozoa; Kinetoplastea; Trypanosomatida; Trypanosomatidae. Gene Ontology annotation, cellular component: plasma membrane. Gene Ontology annotation, biological process: transmembrane transport. Gene Ontology annotation, molecular function: transmembrane transporter activity. The coding region runs from base 1 to 5469 and encodes 1822 amino acids.
AUGCUGUUAAACCCAGAAGCUCAGCGCCGCAUGGUGGCUGCCGGCACGUCCAACCCGUUGCACGUCUGGGGCCAGGAAAUGGCGUUCUUCAAGUCGCACUUUUUCAGUCCGCAGCGUCACCGGUCCAGCGGCGCCGUAAAGAGGCAGGGGGACGAGUCGGCCGGGGCGACAGAGAUGCCGAAGGGACCCACGCGUGCGGGGGAUGACUUGUGGCCGCCGAGGUCUGCGGAGGCCCCGGAUGGCCAGUCUGUGGCUGAGGCUGCAGCAACGGCAAGUGAGGGUACUCUGCACACCUUUGGUGGAGAGGCGCCAUUCUCAUCUCGGGCAUGCAGAGGCGCUGAUGAGAGUGACGACGACCCGCACGGCAAGCCGCAGUGCGGCAAAGGUGCGCCAGGCAGCGGUGCGGGCGGCGGCAAGGGCGAGCGGCUACUGCCCACCCCCUAUGCCUCUGAGCCCGUGAUGCAGCCGGGGGGCGCGAAGACGGACACGUGGGCUUCGCUCGCCGUCUUGCGCAUGCGCAACAUGAAUGCCUUGCGCGCCUAUUCGUGGGAUCAGCGCGUUUUUCUGCCACAAAGUGAGGGCUUGGCGGGUGCGGUUUUUGAGCUGCUCGCCUCGCCCCGCAUCUGGGAGAAGGUGGACUGGGCGGUUCGCGGGUCGGCCAUCGCGAUCCUGCCAACGCUAAUUGUCUGUCUGGAGCCGACCACGAGUCACAUCUUUCCCAUGCCCACCUCCGUGGUGUUCCUUGCCUACUGGACGACGCAGCCGACGUUCGGUGCCGGGCUGCGCGAUACCUUCACUGUGCUGAAGGCCUUUAUCAUUUCACUUGCCUUGUUGUGCAUUGUCGUCGCGACCCAGCCAAGCCCGAAGUGGCUGGCCAUCCUGAUCCUCUUCUUUUCCCUUUCCGUCGGCACCUUUGCAGCGCAGCAGCUGAGGGUAAUGAUCGCGUACUGUUUCGCGAGCUUGAUGAUGCAGUACAUCGCGCACCCGGAGGCGACGGGGUACAAGUACAUUGGCGACUUCUACCUCACCUUGUUCAUUGGCCAAGGCUUCGCCGUCGGCGCACUUGUCUUCCCGUACAUCCGGUGGUCUAGUGAGAACGCGCGACGAUACUUGAUCGUGAUGGGUGACGCCAUAAGUCUCUCGCUGCACGGUGCGUGCUGCAGCCUCUGGGUGGAGGGCAGCUUGCUGGAGCGGCAACUGAACAUUGUGCGACUGCGGCAGUUGCGCCAGACGAUCGAGGCCAGCACAGAGAAGGCCCAGAAGGGUCUGUCGGAGAUGGGCUACGAGCCGCAUUCCGGGGUGUACAUUACACAAGUGCAGACCCGUAUGACGUUCCUGAAGAACGUGUUCAACAUUGUGCAGUCAAUGACGCUUGUGAUCGAGCAGGUCGCUGCAAACCCGACGCUGAUCGAGACACCAAUGUGCCGUGCGUUUGGCGAGCGCAUCCGCGGCGAGCUGGGCGUUGCUGCUGCUGCGAUGGACGCGAUGCUGCUCCGCAUCGUGAACCUUGACGACCUUGUGUCUGCUGCCGACAUGGUGGCGUUCCGCGCUGCGAAGGCGCGCUACGAGGACGCUGUGUCGAGCGUACGCGACGAGGUGAUCCUGAGCAACGAGGACUACCGCACGGACAACAGCGAUAUCCUUCUCGGGUUUUUUCUCUUUAGUGUGGAGGAGCUGAUGGAGUUCAUCAGCGGCUUCCAGGACGCCGCACAGAGCCGCAACAACCUGUGGUACUUUCUCACGUUUCCUCUGCGCGACCUGCAGAGCUUGUGGUCCGCGUUUGUGGAGCUGCACAGCGCCGUCACGCGCCGCCACUCCAUCACGCGUAGGCUGAAAGAGGGCAUCAAGUUAAGUUUUUCCGUGGCACUGGCCGCGUUCUUCCAAACGUACGUGCUGAAUAACUCUUCCACGAACCCUAUCAUCGGCGUGGAAACGAUCGCGUUCCUCUAUCGUUCUACUGGAGGUGACAGCUUUAAGUAUGGGCAGGGGCGUCUGCUGGGUACCGUGCUCGGGUGUCUUACCGGACUCGUCGGGGUGCAUCUCGCCAACGGAAGCCGUCCUGUACUGUACGUGUGCACGCUGGUGCUGACAUUCAUCGGCUCCUACGUGCAGAGCUCGCCCGACUACGGCCCCAUCGGUACCGGUAUGUCGACUGGUGUGAUUUCGGUGGUGCUGCAGUACACAAACAAGGACGGUGCGAUUGUGCGUAUUCAGCAGAACUGCUUCGCGGUCAUCAUCUACUUCAUCGUCACGUCCCUGAUGUGGCCGGUGCGGUGCCAGACGAAGGUGAGGACGGGGUUUGACGGAUCGAUGCGUAUGGGGCGCGAGGUCACGGAUCGGCUGCUGCGCAAUCUGGACCUCCCGCACAGCGCCAAGGCCGUCAGCUCAGAUACGAUGGCACUGCUGGAGGAGAUGCAGAAGAAGGUGGAGCAGCAGCUGCAGAACCUGUCCGGAGCUCGGUGGGAGCCGACAAUGGACUCUGCUGAGUUUCCGGAGAUGGCGUGGCGCAUGCUUGUGUCCGCACAACGCAAGCUGGUCGUGACACUGCUGAUGAUGCGCCACGCAUACACCACGUUCAUGUCGAGCACAAUUGCGGAGGAGCCUGCCGGCUCCCCGGGCAAGAAUGGCGGCGCGAGUGGCGGUGCCGCCGCUGCUUCGACCAACAUCUCUGUGCACUGGGUGGUGCUGCACCGGAUCUCGCCGUAUACACGGCAGCUGAGCCUACUACUGUACGAGGCGAUGGAGGUGUACCUGCUGCUGAUGUCGAGGGUGACGUUUGUGCCGACGCUGGAGCUGACGCGUCUGCGGCUUGGGAUGAUGCAGUGCUACGAUCGCAUCGUCGCCGUGUAUAUUGAGGCGAUUCAGCAUGAGCUGCGUUACAGCGAUGGAGACGACUUUGAUGACGACGACGACGACAACACGACCGGCACUGCAGCAAAGCAGUCCGGGGCAGUGAGGCAGGCGGCGGCGGCAACAGCAGGGGCGCCUAUACCCGUCUUCACUCCUUCUGGCCUGAUAGUGGAUGCCGAAGCGCAGGAGAACAACAGCUUCCUCGAGAGUACCACGGCUGCGAGGAGCCACUCCGACCUCCGUGCUCGCCGCCCCCGGCGCAAGCUCUCCCAGUCGACGAACUCGCAGCAGCAGAAGAAGAGCGGUAGCAGAGGUGGCCGCAUCUCGUACAAGCUAACUCUGGCGGAGCGGCAGCGUUUGCGGGACUACGUGCUGGGGGAGCAUACAGCCGGCAACUUGAAUGCAUCCUUCUUCGCAAGUGCCGUAUCCAUGUCGGCGGGUCGAGAGGCCGACGGGGUGUCCGCGGCGCUGAGGAACAUGGAUCCCGGCGCGAACUUUGCAAACAACAGCAUGUUCAAUAUGAACGGCACCUUCUUCGACCGCAACGCGAGCAUGUUCGAUCCUGUGCUGCUGCGCAACGCCGGGAUUGUGGUGCAUGAGCCGGUGCAUGAGGAGCCGAUGAGGGAGCAGGGUGAAGGCUCGACGUCUGACGGUCUCUCGACGCACCCCGCGAUGCGGCGCUCAUCUUGCCGGCCGGACCUUCACAGCCUGCACUCCUCUAACGUGGAGGCGGGCGGCACCGUUGUCAUUGACGUGCCGAGCACCGUAACCGCUGCCGUGACGCCGCCGGUGAUUCCGGUAGGCUUCAACCGCUCGCUGAUGGGCGAGAGGCCUCUUGGAGCUGCAGUGUCUGCGCUACCUUCUCUCCGGCACAGUUUCAGUUCUGCUGUGUCGCCGGACCAUGAUGGGCAGGGGCAGCAGCAGCGACACCAGCUCUCUAGGUCGGCCCUGUUACCGUCGCUACCAAGCGCGCCGCCGGUGGCUGCCGCUCCCGCUACCUCAAAGGCAAGGAAGGUUGCUCGUCGGCCGUCAGUGUUGCAGCACUACAUCGUUGGCCCCACGAGUGCUGCAGUAGUGGCCAGGUCGCCGAGUGUGCUCCGCGCUGCGGCCAACGCGCAGAGUGUCGGCGACUCGGGGCCCCUCGGCAGCAAUGCUGGUGGGGAGGCGGCAGAUCAACCGGCGCCAAGUCAUGGCGCCCUGCUGAGCAACAACAGCAUGUUUAUGGGGACUGUGACAGGCGACUCUCGAGUCACGAGUGGUGACGUCUUUGCUCUGGGCAGGGCGGCACGCGCGACUUUACGGCCGGGUCUCGGUUUGAUGGGAGCCCCGCGCGGUGCGGAUCGGCACCAUGAUGCUGGCGACAGCGCCUCUCACGACGCUGCCACAAGCGAGCUCAGUGUUGCCCACACGGCGGUACCCGCGCGCGACUCAGAGGGGAGUUGCUCGCAACAUGAAGGUGGUACAGCGACGGAAGCCUCGCCUCACAGGGCGCGCAAAGUUACACUGUCGCCACCGACGGGCAUUACAACCGUCAUGCUGCGUGACGACGGUGCGGCUUCCACUGCGACAGUGCCGCGUGGGGAAGGGGUGCAGGGCGAGCGCAAUACGGCAUUGGUGAGCUCGCUGAAGUGUUUGUUCAGUGGGGCGCCGGGAAAGGCUGCGGCCACCGACAACGGAGGCAGCGCUGAGACAGCUGAGGGUCACGUGCGCGCAGAGGAGCGACGUGGCACGCUGCUGUCUGAUACAGGGGAUGGUGAGGAUGACUGGGAGGGGGGUCGCGAGACUCUUGGGACGGCCUUGAGCGGCCGGAGCAACCAUCUAGGUAGCGCGGCAGCCACACGCGCUUACUACACGCCCUUCUCACAGCUCUCUGCCACCCUACCCAUACCGACCCCUGCGGCUGCUGGGGGUGAUGCGACGACCGACGAGCGCGCCGCCGGUGGCGGAACAAGUCCGCUCCCGAGCAACCUGGACAUCAAUGGGAGCUUUAACGGGGUUGGACCUGUCGUCCCGGCGGCGUUGCGCGCCUACGUGGAGGGGCUCGCGGCCCAUCAGCAACAGCAGGCGCCGCUGCCACCAGCGCUGCUCGGCAACACGUCCUACAUUAACCUCUCGAACAAUCUGCCGGUGAUAAGCCAACGGCCACUCAGCGGCCUCGGCGGCACUACGGCCGACUCAGAGGACAGCGUGCGCGCUGGGGCAGCAGUUUCUCCGCUUCCUGUUGCCGCGAGAUCCGCGUUGUCUCGAGGCGGCGCACGUGCUACCUCAAUAUCUGUCGUCGCUGGUGUGGCGCCGCUACCUGCGGCUGCUGGCACUUCGAGUCCAGAAGACCUCUGCCUGCGCAGUUUCGGCCUCAGCAACAACACAGAAGGCAUCGUUAACUUGCUCCGCAGCUUUGGUGGCACGCAAAGCUUCAGCCCUGCACUGCUACGUCUGCUGCGGCCAGAUGGUGAGGCGGGUAGCGAGGGCACUGAGGACGAGUAUGUGCUGACGAACAGCGAUAUUCACAGUUUAGAGGCAUUCCUGUUCGGCAUGCGCGCACUGAUCACGCAUGUGGAAGAGAUAGAGCGCUACUUGCUGGAGGUGGUGCAUGGGAUGGAGAUGGCUAAGAAGCUCUGA